GCCGCCGAGGCGCUGGGCCGGCAGGACUGCUGGCCGGAGACGCGAGUGGCGCUGAGCUUCGCGUGCGGGCUUGGCGGCGUGGCGGUGCUGGUCGGCUUCGUCCUGGGCACGUGCUGCGCGAGCUGUCUGGUGAACUACGGGGCCGCGGAGUGGCACUGGAGAAUAGUGCUCGCCGGACUGGUGUCCUCGGACUCCCGGGCCCUCAUCCUGACGCCGGAUGGUGACAUGUACAUGGAGGACUUCAAUGACGCCGUCGCCGUGCGUUGGUUGGGCCCGAACAACGAGGUGCCAGAGGGCGCGCCGCGGAACCUGAUCUAUCACUUCGGUCAGUUCCCGUCGGCGGCGACGCUGCGCAGACUGAUGCAGGAGGGUGCCUACACCGCUGGGCUAGAGGAUCAGCGCCGCGGGUACGGCAUCGCCGUGUGGGGAGCUGGAGGUGCCGCUGGCGCCGCGGGCGGCGCUGCCGCUGGGCCGGCCGUGGCCCAGGCGGGUGGGGCUGGCCGCGUGGCGGCAGGAGCGCCCGCCUACGUGCCGGCCCAGCCUCCCGCGCCGGGGGCGCCCGGCGAGGGCGAGGACGACGGGCCGGGCCCGGCGGCGCUCCAGGGCCUCAUGGGGGUCGGCCGCGACUUCCGGCCGCCAGCGCGGCCGACGGCGCAGCCGGUGACGGUCCACACUGUGCGCUGGGUGGCGGCCGAGAGCGUUGACUUCCCUGGAGGCAGCGUGGGCCGAGGAGAUGACGUGGCGUUCAACGGCUCGGAGAUGGUGUCGGGCCGAAAGGGGGUGAUCGUGCUGAUGGGUGUAUCCGUGCUGAUGGAGGACAUCGGCGACGCGGAUGUGGAGGCCUACAGGUCGAAGGAGGCCCGCCACGACGCGAGGUUGCUGAAGUUGCAGAGGGACUCCCGAGGCGACCGACAUCGUCCCUGGCGUGACGUGGCCCGUGAUGUGAGCGCAGUGAAGCAGACGGACUGGCCCGUGCCUGGCCCGCAGACGGCAGAGUGGUGCACUAAGUUCCUCGACCGACGGAGCGAGGGGCCCGUGGGCUGGGAUCGGCGCUGGCGGGCCGACAACAGGCUGUCCAUGGACCAGUGGGGGGUGUCCGAGCACGAGACGCUGGCGAAGAUCCUCGAGCGCUUGGGGACCCACGACCAGUGCGACGUUGUGAACCUAGCAGCGGCGGAGGACAUCGUGCGGCGGAUGCAGCUCAUCGAGUACUUUUACUACGAGGUCCAUCGGCAGUCGGACUCCAGCAAGCAGCAGGACAAGAAGGGCGGCAAGGGUGCGCGCCUUGAGGAGAUGGCCGUCUUCUCGGGGAAGCAUCGUGAGUAUGGCGAGGUGAUGGUGGCGCCCGAGCUGCUGACCUACGUCGCCUCCGAGCUGGAGCGGGACUCUGGCAUCAUGAAGCAGAUGAGGAAAGCCCGCGAGGAGCGCAGCUUGGGGAUGAUCCAGGCUGCGGUAGCUGAGCUCGGACGGCCGCCCGCCGACCUGACUCGCCAGGGAGCCCUCGCGGAGCUCCUGGCCAAGCGCAGUUACACCGGCGAGAAGGCGGCGGCGCGGAUGGCCGAGUCGGCCUUGAAGCGCCCAUACUACGAUCCUUCGCUGCAGGGGAGGCCGCGCCGGUAUGCGCGACUCCUUGCGGCCCUCGACGGCGCAGGCAUGCUCGAGUGGAGGCGGCAUGGAUCGCCCCGGGUAGGCCUGUUUACUGUUUGGAAAAAGAACGGCAAGCAAAGAUUGAUUGUCGACGCGCGUUUAUCCAACUUGUGUUUCGCCUCUCCUGAUCCAGUCGACCUGGCCACUGGCGGAUCGUUCGCGCCCCUCGAGGUUGACCCGGGGCCCCCAGUGUGCCUCGCCCAGGUCGACAUCCAGCCCGGCGUGUCCCUUUCAAACAAGCUCUCGGAUAAGAGGCCCGGGGUGCGUCUGGGCCGCUCGGGGUUUGCUCAAACUGAAUACGUGGACAACUUCGCGGCCAUCGGGCGUCAGGCCAGUGAGGUCGAUGCCGUGGCCGAUUCCGUUCUAGACGCCCUGACCACCGCGGGGCUCUGCAUGCAUCCUCGUGAGAGCUCGGUUGGCGGGUCCGUCUUGGGUUGGGAGUUUAGUGACGAGUGCCCUCAGGUUCGUGCGAGCCCUCGCCGAGUGUGGAGGCUCCGCCUCGGCAUAGAAGGGCUCCUAGAGAGGGGCUUCGCUACUGGUAGGGACCUCGAGGCCAUCAUUGGACAUUUCACGUUUGCCGCUCGAAUUCGGCCUGAGGCCGUGUGCGUGUUCUCCGCUGCGUAUGCCUUCAGUCAGCGGGGGGCCGACACUCGCCGUAGGCCAGGCGGGGCUGCGAAGCGGCGACCUGUGCAGGGCGAGCCGCUCACCCUGUCGCGAGCAGCGGCACUGUCCCAGGCUGGUCCGCGGCCGCGGCCGACCCAGAGGCAAGACCGGGCGAUGGCGUCGGCGAGACCCGCCAAGCCUCGGCCCGAGGUGCUGGCCACGAGGGGGGAGCGUGCCGCUGUCCGGCAAGCGAAGUUCCCCGAGGACAAGCGCGUGACAGACGGCGAGGGCCUCUCGCUGCUCGAGAGGGAGAGCGUGGGCGACCACAACCAGCGGGUCUACCAGUCGGUGCUCGUGGAGUUCAGGGUGUUCUCCAAGACCCUGGGCCUGCGCCUCAAGGCCGCUCAGGACUACGACGAGGCAGCCGUGGAGUGGGCCCACCGCGCGUUCUUCGACGGCGGCGACGCCCAGGAGGGGACAAGGCUCAAGGCGGUGCUGCUGUACUACUACCCGCGGCUCCUGUCCGUCGCCGGACUGCCCCGGUUCAGCCGAGCGCUGAAGGGGUGGAGGCGACUGGUGCCGCCUCGGAGCCGGCUGCCGCUGCCAUGGGAGGUCGCCUGCGCGGUGGCAAACAAGCUCGCGGCGAACCAGGACCUGCACGCUGCCCGCCUCAUCAUCGUGAUGUUCGUGUUCUACCUGCGUCCCGUGGAGCUGAUGUCGCUGACCGGGCGGCAAGUGGUGCCGCCGGUGCGGGCGGCAGGCCACGAUGCGUGGUCGCUCGUGCUGUUCCCCAUGGAGGAGGAGACGCCCAGCAAGACCGGCGCUUUCAACGAGAGCGUGCUGGGCGACCUGCCUUUCUACCGCUUCAUCGGCGACGUGCUGAAGCUGCUCGAGGCCGGCGUCGACGACAAGGGUCUCGUGGCCCAGGUGCGGCACGUGCAGCUGGCACAGGCGUUCCGCACGGCGGGCCAGCAGCUGGGCCUCGAGGGCCCACCAGGGCCCCCGCCCUUGCGGAGUGACCUGCACGUGAUGGGGUUGCCCGACCUAGCGCCUCGUGACGCUGAAAAGGUCAGGGUCGGCAACGCCCUGAUGAAGUUCUCAGCCUCGCUGUUUAUGCUGU
Molecule: messenger RNA, 3370 nt
Organism: Prorocentrum cordatum
Lineage: Eukaryota; Dinophyceae; Prorocentrales; Prorocentraceae
Source: the annotation of a GenBank genome assembly